This is a messenger RNA of Ziziphus jujuba (common jujube), 1336 nucleotides long. RefSeq names its product peroxidase 11. The record is from RefSeq and is a predicted model, not a curated record. Bases 64 to 1083 code for a protein of 339 amino acids. Gene Ontology annotation, biological process: hydrogen peroxide catabolic process; response to oxidative stress. Gene Ontology annotation, molecular function: heme binding; peroxidase activity. The transcript has 4 exons. Lineage: Eukaryota; Viridiplantae; Streptophyta; Magnoliopsida; Rosales; Rhamnaceae.
GUCUCCCACUUUCUUUUCACUUUCAAGAAAACUGACAAAAAGCAAAAAAGCUAAAGAAGAAAAAUGAGAUCCUCCCUUUGCUCUGGACCCUUCAUUCUGCAGUUCAUUCUUUCUGCUUUGUUCAUCUUAAAGACCAGUUUGCAUGCAAUUGCAAGUGACCCUCCGUUGACAUUAGACUACUAUGCUUCUACAUGUCCCACUAUUUUUGAGAUUGUCAGGAAAGAAAUUGAAUGUGCAGUACUUUCUGAUCCUCGUAAUGCAGCCUUGAUAGUUAGAUUACAUUUCCAUGACUGUUUUGUCCAGGGAUGUGAUGGGUCAGUUUUGUUGGAGGACACAAUAACCUUGCAAGGAGAGAAGAAAGCUUCAACCAACAGACACUCUUUGAAAGGUUUUCGCAUUGUUGAUAGAAUCAAGAACCAGCUUGAAUCAGAGUGCCCAGGAAUUGUGUCAUGUGCAGAUAUUCUCACCAUUGCAGCAAGAGAUGCUGUUAUUUUGGUUGGUGGGCCAUAUUGGGAUGUUCCACUAGGAAGGAAGGAUUCUGUCACUGCUAGUUUACCACUAGCAGAGGCUAAUCUUCCUAAACCAAAUGAGGGCCUUAUGUCUAUCAUUUCCAAGUUUCUAUAUCAGGGCCUUACAGUUACAGAUGUGGUAGCUCUUUCUGGAGCUCAUACCAUUGGCAUGGCACGGUGCGAGAGCUUCAGAGAAAGGAUUUAUGGUGAUUUUGAAGCAACUUCUGAGAAGAACAUUUUCUCUGAGUCACAUCUAAACAACCUGAAAUCAAUUUGCCCUCCUCUUGGUGGAGAAGAUAACAUAUCAGCCAUGGACUAUGUUACUCCAAACCUUUUUGAUAACUCCUACUACCAUCUACUUUUGAAAGGUGAGGGACUUUUGAACUCAGACCAGGAAUUGUAUUCCAGUGUGCUUGGUGUCCAAACAAGUGAGCUUGUCAUGAAGUAUGCAGCAGACCCACUCGCUUUUUUUGAGCAGUUUUCAGAUUCCAUGGUGAAGAUGGGAAAUAUUACCAAUUCAGACAGUUUUGUCAACGGGGAAGUUAGGAAAAAUUGCAGAUACGUUAACACAUGAUGACCAGCUGCAACAUAUAAAAGAUAUAUAAUUACCAAUAUUAUUUUAAUAAUUAUUAUAUAUAUAUAUAUUUAUAUAUAUUACCUUCCCCCCCCUCCUUGUUCACCUAUAUGUUCAGAUAUUGAUUUAAAACGUAAAUUAAUACUUUAAGUUUGUCAAUGUCAAUGGAAAUUACUGGAAGUAAAAGUGAUGUGUACUUUCCAAAAACACUGAAAGUGAAAUGGAAAUCAAUACGUAAAUUUGUCUAUGUCAA